UUUUUCCACCACAGCCAGGAGGCCACUAUUAAUGGGAACCCCCAGGAAAUGCUUCUUGGCCCUGUCCUGGGUGAAUCUUAAAGACUGUAGAGUCUAGAGGUUAUUCCUUAGGCCGUGACCAUCCCACCAUGCAUAGUAAGCGAUUCUGGGAGAUGUAGUUCUCCUGCCUAGGUUGCCUGCCUUUGUCUAAGUACUUGAGGCCCAGAAAAAAAAAGUCACUUGCCCUGGACCUAAGUAAUAGUUCUCAGGGGUAGCUAGACCCAGAAUGGGGUUAGGAUACAGUCUUGCCCCUUAGGCAAAGCCUGUGUCAGCUCUGGUGCGGAGUGUGCACCGUGGCGCGGGUCUGGUAGAGGAGCAUAUCCCCUCAGCUUCCGAAGAACGAAGAACGGCAGACCCCACCCUGGCCAUCCCCUGAGGCGGAGGUUCUGGUGGCGCGGGUGGUGGGCGGGCAGGCUCUAGUCUAGGAACACAGGGGCUGGGCUAGUGGGGAAGCCCCAGGCUGCUCCACCAGAGCAGCGCCCGGGCCCUGCGGGUGCUGGAGCCAUGGAGCCAAGGCCGCGGGGCUGUGUGGUGGAGGUGAGUGGGGUCGCUGGAGGCCAGGAAACAGUCUGGAACUGCAGCCUUGGUGCUAAGCCUUGCAGGGAGUGGGGGUGGUGUGCGCUCAACUCCGACCUCCCUGAGGGCUGGGUUGCCUCCAGCGACGACCUAGUUAGAGGCUCGGGCGCGCCCUUCCGCUGAGAGGAAGCACAGGCUCCCGGGGAAAGAGGGGUCUGGGGGCCUCCACCUCUCAGAAGUCAUGGCUGGGGCCAAGGUGGCCCCAUCUCGCUGGGUGGAGGGGAAAUGGGCAGAGGGCUGGCAAGGGGCCUUUCUCUUCUGUUCAUAAACUGGGUCUGUAGACAGGGAGAAGGAAACUGGUCCCACUCCCAGAACCCAUGGGCACCCAGGAGCCUGAGCAAUAAAUCAGUCAGGCAAAUGCUCGGGCCUCAGGAAUGGAGGGGGAGCCUGGGAGGUCGCCUUCUGGGGCAGCUACGCCGGGUUCAGCAGCACAUGCUCCCCAGGCUCUGUUUCUACUGCUGCUGCUGCUGCUUGGUGGCCAGGGCCAGGGCAGCAUUCCUGGCAGGUGUGACUGUGCCGGUGAUUCACAGAAGAGGUAUGGGCCGUUUUGUUGCAGGGGCUGCCCAAUGGGACACUACAUGACGGCCCGCUGCGCGGAGCCCUGUGGCGACAACGCCUGCCUUCCCUGCCCUCCUGGCACCUUCUUGGCCAGGGAAAACCACUCUAAGACUGACUGUACCCGCUGCCAAGUCUGUGAUGAAGAGGCCUUUCAAGUGACCCUGGCGAACUGUUCAGCGGUAUCAGACACCCACUGUGGCUGCCAGGCAGGCUGGUUUCCUGACUGCUCCACAGAGCCAUGUGGGGACACUUCACCUUUCUCUUGCAUCCCAUGCUCAGACUGUGAGACUACACCAUCCCGGUCCUGUCCGUCCGGCUUCUAUGAACAUGGCAAUGGCUGCGUGUCCUGUCCCACGAGCUUCAGCAGCCCUUGUCCUGAGGCUUGCACUGCGGUCUGUGGCUGGAAGCACAUAUUUUGGGUCCAGGUGCUUCUAGGGGCCUUCUUUCUUGGGGCCACCCUGAUCUGUGCAUAUUGUCGAUGGCAGCCUUGUAAGCCUGUGGUUCCCGCAGACACGGCUGAGACGGAGACCCUGACCUUACCACAGACUCAUCACUCAGCCUCAGACAGCGCCCACACCCUCCUGACACCGGCGGACAGUGCCGAGAAAGUCUGCACCACCAUCCAGUUGGUGGGCAACAGCUGGGCCAGUGGUUCCUCCCCGACCCAGGAGGUGGCCUGCCACCAGGCCUCGCAGUCCUGGGAUCUGCCGUCAAACACAACUCCUGGCCCUCCUCUGGCACCGCCGCUCUCGCCAGCGCUCCCCGCAGGCUCGCCGGCUGCCCUGCUACAGCCCGGCCCCCAGCUCUACUACGUGAUGGAUGCGGUCCCAGCCCGACGGUGGAAGGAGUUCGUGCGCACGCUGGGGCUGCGGGAGGCGGAAAUUGAGGCGGUGGAAGUGGAGAUCUGCCGCUUCCGGGACCAGCAGUAUGAGAUGCUGAAGCGCUGGCGCCAGCAGCAGCCUGCAGGCCUGGGUGCCAUCUAUGCCGCCCUGGAGCGCAUGGGGCUGGAAGGCUGUGCUGAGGACCUGCGGAGCCGCCUGCAGCGCGGCCCGUGAGUGAGGCCCACAGAACCACCGUGACAUCCCAGUGACCCUUGAAGGAGCCUUAAGUAUUGUUACUUAUGCGUGUAGACAUUUUAUGUCACUUACUAGGCCCCCAUCCCCGCCCCGGCACGGUCCUGCGUAGCAGGGCCGGCCGCCUCAUCCCUGCUUACCUGCAGCUCCGAGCUCCAGCUACGGGAAGCAUUAUGAGAAACACCGGAAGGGACCAAGUGAAUGGUCGCUCAGCUCUUAAUUAGCCUGAGCUUGGACUUGGUAUUAAAUACCUUAAG
Messenger RNA from Meriones unguiculatus (Mongolian gerbil), 2503 nucleotides. RefSeq names its product TNF receptor superfamily member 25 (gene Tnfrsf25). Gene Ontology annotation, cellular component: plasma membrane. The transcript is spliced from 9 exons. Gene Ontology annotation, biological process: signal transduction. Gene Ontology annotation, molecular function: protein binding. The coding region runs from base 990 to 2228 and encodes 412 amino acids. NCBI's taxonomy places the organism in Eukaryota, Metazoa, Chordata, Mammalia, Rodentia, Muridae. The record is from RefSeq and is a predicted model, not a curated record.